Pelodiscus sinensis (Chinese soft-shelled turtle) is the source of this 877-nucleotide messenger RNA. The record is from RefSeq and is a predicted model, not a curated record. NCBI's taxonomy places the organism in Eukaryota, Metazoa, Chordata, Testudines, Trionychidae.
AUGUGUGUCUGCGCCCGGACCUGCGCAAAGGAGCCGCGGAUGGGAAACGACGUCGCGCCGUAUUUCAAAACGGAGCCCGUCCGGAGCCAGGUGCACCUGGAAGGGAACCGCCUGGUCCUGACCUGCAUGGCGGAGGGCAGCUGGCCGCUGGAAUUCAAGUGGCUUCACAACAACAAGGAGCUGACCAAGUUCUCUCUGGAGUACAGGUACAUGAUCACCUCACUGGACCGCACCCAUGCCGGCGUCUACCGCUGCAUCGUCCGCAAUCGGAUGGGGGCCCUCUUGCAAAGGCAGACGGAAGUACAGGUGGCAUCCCUGUUCCCCUCCUCCUGCCUCCUCUGCGCUGCCCCCGGCAGAGCCAUCACGCUGGAGAACACCCUGGUCAUCCUGUCGACGGUGGCGCCCGACGCGGGCCGGUACUACGUGCAGGCCGUGAACGACAAGAACGGGGAUAACAAGACCAGCCAGCCCAUCACGCUCACCGUGGAGAAUGUCGGCGGCCCGGCUGAUCCCAUCGCUCCCACCAUCAUCAUCCCACCCAGGAACACCAGCGUGGUGGCCGGCACCUCGGAAGUGACCAUGGAGUGCGUGGCCAAUGCCAGGUGGGUGGCUGGGGCUGGGCUCCUGUCGGAGGCCUCGCCAGGGCCCCUGCGUGGGGCAGAUCCUGAGCAGGCUCCUCUAAGCCUGGCUGAGGCGUGGGGUUGGGUUCCUGGCAUCGCGACGCCAGUGGUGCCCACCGUCUGUGCUGCCUGAGGAGCCCUGCUGGCAUGGGCAGCUGGCUCAAGAUGCAGAGCAUGUGCCCCAGGGUGGGGCUGGCUCUGAAGGCCCCUCCCUGUUCUGGUCUAGGGGGCGCUGCCCCAUGGCGAGGGGGGCGUGC